CUGAGCCCAGCCGCUUUGGGCACAGCCAGAUUAACCGGGCCGCUGCUGGAUGCUCAUUGCUCAAUUGCUGAUGCCGACAAGGAGAGGUCCUUUUGCCCUGGGUCCGUUCUCGCACAGGGGAUCCCGCGUGCAGUUCCCAUUUGCUGUGGAUGGUGGGGACUCUGGGAGACUGGGAAGCGCCCUUGAGGUCGAUAAUUCUGGCCCGACCGGAGACCGCCCACCCACCCACAAGUGCCCGUCGAGGGCCCCGGAGAUCAGAGCGGCGCACGCUAUGCCCAACUGGCCGCAAGAGGAAGCCAGACGUCGUUGGGGUGUCGCUUGGCUUGCUGCUCUCAUGCCAGUCCUCGGCACGGUCCCUCGCCGACCACGACGAGAAAGAAUGCACCACUGAGCACUCCACGAUGGUUGCGCUGCCCAUGACCAUGAUGCCAGGCCGUCGCUGCGGAUGUGCGCGACAGUUGGAGCAAGCACCGCCGUGCUGCUCGGGCGCGAAACAAACAAGGCCCCCUUCUUCCGCCGACUCUUCCGCGCCUGCAACCAGACGCCGUCCGCAGACAGAGUCCUUGAGAGGACGCACACGCGCACACGCACUGGCACAAGAGACCGCCGGGCCGUCCAGGUCUGGAGUUGAGGUGCGUCACUGGACAGACGACGAGGCCUCCAGGGGAGCUCAUCAAUCAUGCCCAAAGUGCCCUCAAAUCGCUCAGGUUGUCCGACCAGUGGUGCUCCAAUCCGCCCCGUUGUCGCGCCCCGGAACGAUGCUCACGCACGCUGCAGCCCCUCUCCCGCCCGCGCCGUCGAAUUCGUUGCCGCGCCCCAGCUUCGCGUUUCGUUUCGUCUCGUUGAUUAGGGCCUUGUCAUUGAUUAGGUCCCUGUCAUUCCAUUAUUGCUCCCCUGUCUACCUGUUGAUUAGUCGCCUCGGUCCCACCGCAUAUCCUUCUUGUCAGCUGCGGCCCCCGUGCUGCAGUGCUCCUGUCACCUGUGCUUCCGUGCUGCGUUCCUCUCUCGGUACAUCCUAAGCUCAGGAACCAUCGACUGCUCCGUACCUAUUCUAUCUA
Molecule: messenger RNA, 1058 nt
Organism: Westerdykella ornata
Lineage: Eukaryota; Fungi; Ascomycota; Dothideomycetes; Pleosporales; Sporormiaceae
Exons: 1
Coding region: 150-1019 (289 amino acids)
Source: RefSeq, a predicted model, not a curated record